Messenger RNA from Jatropha curcas, 942 nucleotides. RefSeq names its product Plant invertase/pectin methylesterase inhibitor superfamily protein. Gene Ontology annotation, molecular function: enzyme inhibitor activity. Gene Ontology annotation, biological process: negative regulation of catalytic activity. Lineage: Eukaryota; Viridiplantae; Streptophyta; Magnoliopsida; Malpighiales; Euphorbiaceae. The record is from RefSeq and is a predicted model, not a curated record.
ACCUUAAUUGCAUUUUCAUCAUCAUCAUCAUCAUCUUCUUCAUCUUUUCAUUAGCUCUUGAUUAAACAACAUGGCAGCCUUUUCCUCUCAAUAUUCUUUAGCUGAAUUCAUUCUCAUCAUUUUUGUAACCUUUAAUUUCCAUGUAAACCCCAGCAAAGCUGUUAGACUCCUAGACCCAAAAACCAACACAGAAUUUAUAAGAACAAGUUGUAGUACUACUACUUAUCCAAAACUUUGUUAUACCUCUCUCUCAGUCCAUGCAAAUACAAUCCAAACAAGCCCUAAGCUCUUAGCCAAUGCAGCUCUUAACGUUACAUUAGGGUCUGCAAAAUCAACCUCAGCAAUGAUGUCGAAACUCUCUCAAAGCCAUGGAAUGAAGCCUAUAGAAGUAGAAGCCAUGCAAGACUGCGUUGAGGAGUUGAGCGACACAGUCGAGGGGCUUAGAAAAUCAAUCGGUGAAAUGAAGACUUAUAAAGAGUCAGAUUUUAAGCUUAUGAUUAAUGACGUACAGACAUGGGUUAGUGCAGCUUUGACAGAUGAGAAUACUUGCAGUGACGGGUUUGCAGGAAAGACCAUGAAUGGGAAUACCAAGACAUUAGUUAGAGAAAUGAUUUUGAAUAUCGCACACUUGACUAGUAAUGCCUUGGCCUUGAUCAACAAUUAUGCCUCUCUUCAUGGUUAAAUUCAUCAUGUCAAUUGUUCCCAAUACAUAUAUGUGUGCGUUUCGUCAUGUCCCUAUAACACUAAAAACUUCGGCUAUUAGCGACGGAAAAUUCCAUCGCUAAUAGCUUAAAUACUGUCGGUGAACAUAGUUAUCGAUGUAAUUGGGAAGCAUACAUUCUUGUAAGAAUGUUUAGGCCUUAAUUAGGAGGAUAUUAAAUGGUAUAAUGUAUAUAAUUAAGUUGAAUCAUAUAUCAGUGAAGUUACGUUUUUUUUUUUUUU